UGUUUACAUUGAGUGCUAAGCAGUGUUGGCUUUUGGGUACGUAGAAAAGUCGACAUCAUGUUGGGCACGUUUAGUUCGGUCAAGCAAUAUCUCAAGUUCGAUAUAACGCGCGUGGUUAUCGAUAACAUUGUGUUUAAGCUCCAUUAUCGCUGGACCUUUGUGUUGCUGCUGGUGGCAACCCUGCUGAUAACAUCUCGCCAAUAUAUUGGCGAGCAUAUACAGUGUAUAUCCGAUAAUGUGGUUGCGCCCGUUAUAAAUACAUUUUGCUUCUUUACGCCCACGUUCACGGUGGUGCGUCACUUAAACAAUACAGCUCUGGAUUCUGGCUCCGUUUUUCAGCCCGGCAUUGGACCCUACAAUCGCAACGAAGACAAGAUCAAGCGCCACGCCUACUAUCAAUGGGUCCCGUUUGUGCUAUUUGGGCAGGCUCUUUGCUUUUACGCCCCGCACGCGAUCUGGAAGUACUGGGAGGGUGGGCGCAUCAAGGCCUUGGUCUAUGGACUGCGUAUGGUCGGUUUGACCAAAUAUCUGAAUAACGACAGCCUGCGCAUCGGCAAGCUGAAUAUACCCUCGAUGGCCGAGGUAGAGGAUCGUGUGAUCAACAUACGACGCACGAUGAUCGAUCGGAUGCGCUUGAAUCAAUCGUGGGGCGCACAUCUCGUCACUGCUGAAAUGCUAAACUUGUUGAAUCUGUGCUGUCAGAUCUAUUUGACCCAUCGAUUCUUGGGUCGUCAGUUCCUCACGUUAGGCAUUAAGGUGCUACGCGAGCGUUGGGUCGAUAAAAUGGACGCGCUCGAUAUUGUCUUUCCCAAGGUCACCAAGUGCACUUUCUUCAAAUAUGGCGCGGCUGGCUCACUCCAGGAGCACGACACGCUCUGCGUGAUGGCCCUCAACAUCAUGAACGAGAAGAUCUAUACUAUACUCUGGUUCUGGUAUGCCUUUCUAUUCACAAUCACCGUGCUGGGUCUUAUCUGGCGACUCCUGACGCUCUUCUUCUACAAGAAUGUCACCUUCACCCGACUAUCGCUGUAUUGGGCCAAGCCAGGCAAACUGGAUGGAUCUGAUCUGAAAGCUGUUAUCGAGAAGUGUAACUUCUCGAACUGGAUGUUUCUGUUCUUCCUGCGCACCAACCUAUCGGAGUUUCUGUUCGAGAAGGUCGUCUACCAUUUGGCCAGCGAGUUUCCCAACAGUCCCAUACACGACAACGAUAUCAACGAUUAUAAGGCCCGCGAGCGCGAGGCAGCCGGUGGCAGUUCCGGCAAAUAUCCUCCAUUGGAGAGACUGGACACGGUGGAUGCGCCCCUGCUGCAUCAUCGGGCGGCAGUUGGAGCCGGUACAGCGCCAUUGCAAACGCCAAUAGAUGGCGCCACACUGCCAGUUUGAUAGCUGCCCG
Drosophila arizonae is the source of this 1393-nucleotide messenger RNA. It is a transcript of the gene Inx7, whose product is annotated as innexin 7. Gene Ontology annotation, molecular function: gap junction channel activity. The record is from RefSeq and is a predicted model, not a curated record. Lineage: Eukaryota; Metazoa; Arthropoda; Insecta; Diptera; Drosophilidae. Gene Ontology annotation, biological process: phototransduction. Gene Ontology annotation, cellular component: gap junction; plasma membrane.